AAAAUAGAAAAAAAAAAGCUGAUAAGGAAACAAACUUUGACCUUCGUAAUGUAUUUACUUCAAUAUAAGUUGUUGUCCGACGGUGAAAGACUCUAUAACAUCGAGUUACUUCUUAAGAAUUGGUUGUUCCUUUGUUAAGUAACAUAUAAAAUGGCAAACGUAAUUAUACUUCAAUCGCCGCCACCAAAGUUAGAAGAUGUCCAAAAAAAAGUUUUUAGCACCGGGGCCUUAGAGUUUUUGGCUAAUUUACACAGGGAAUUCGAUGAAGAAAUAAGCCAACUGUAUGAGAACAGACAAAAACGGGCGGUGGAGUUACAAUCAUGUCCAAAACUGGACUUUCAGAAAUCGCCGGAGAGGUUGGAUAAAUCAUGGACUAUUGCACCAUUGCCGUUGAGACUUCAAAACCGUCAUCUAGAUCUCGGGGAUGUCUCCCCCACUAACACAGCACAUUUUGUGUCUGCGCUCAAAACCAAUGUGCAAGGCAUCCAAGUGGACUUUGAUGACGGGCACUGCCCAACGUGGCGCAACCAGCUGGUGGGCUACCAGAACAUCUACUUGGCUGUGAACGGGAAGCUGCAGGGAGCUCCGGUGAGCAUCAGCAUGUGCCCUGUCCUUAUGCUCAGGCCCAGAGCUUGGAAUAUCAUUGAGCAUAAUAUUCUGAUUGAGGGCAAGGAAGCAAUAGGACCACUUGUGGAUUUCGCAAUCCUUAUGUACCACAAUGCCAAAAAGCUUCACGAAGCCAACAGCGGACCGUACUUCUACUUAUCCAAACUAGAGGGCGCAAGGGAAGCUAAACUGUGGAAUAGCAUAUUCGUCUGGGUGCAGCAACAGCUGGACAUUCCUCAAGGAACUAUCAAGGCUUGCGUUUUGAUUGAAAAUAUUGUGUCCACGUUUGAAAUGGAAGAGAUCCUGUAUGCUCUAAGGGAACAUUCGUUGGGAUUGAAUUGUGGUAUCUGGGAUUAUUGUGCAUCAAUUAUCAGUAAAUUCGGCAGCCGCAAAGAGUUCCUUCUCCCGGACCGCAACAAGUACGUGAACAUGUCUCGACACUUCCUGAGCUGCUACAUGCGCCUGGUGGUGGGCACGUGCCACGCGCGCGGCGCCCCGGCCACCGGCGGCAUGGCCGCCGCCAUGUUGAAGCCUGGAGCCACCGCUGACGACAGAGAAUCCAAGGAGAUAAUAAACAAGAUAUUGGAAUCGAAGAUUAAGGAGAUCGAGGCAGGCGUCGAUGGGUUCAUGGUGUAUGACUCCAGAGUUGUGCCCUUCGUUAAUGAGCUGUGGAACAAAAGCAGCUCCACCCCCAACCAGAUAUCCAAACAGCUGUCGCUCCACAUAACCGCCGAGGACCUGCUGACCAUCCCCAGCGGCGGGGUGAGCCUGCAGGGCCUGCGCCACAACGUGGCCGUCUCCAUCCUGUUCAUAUACCACUGGCUGGCCGGCGUCGGACACUUCUUCUAUAGCGGGAAUGUUGAGGACUCCGCCACCGCGGAGAUUUCCAGGACACAGAUUUGGCAGUGGAUCCGGUUUGCUCCUCACCUAGAAGACGAGCCGAAGCAGCAGGUGACGGCGCGCCUGGUCGACAAGACGGCCGCCAGCUUCGCCGCGCACGCGCACAAGAACCUCUGCCGCUCCAGCGCCGAGAAGAAGAGACUCACUGCUGCGAGAUACAUGAGCAUGGAGUUGUUCCUGGCGCGGAGCCCGCCGGAGUUCGUCACGAGCUUCCUCAACGACAACCACAAGUUCCGCACGCUGCACAACAAGGCGCUGCUCAGCAACCUCUAACCUGCACACAAUGUUACUGCUUCAGCCGCCAACGACUAUUUAUACACCGUGUUUUUUUUGUUUUCCGUUAAAUUCGAUAUUCCGUUAAAUUCGGAAUUUUUGA
Molecule: messenger RNA, 1882 nt
Organism: Leguminivora glycinivorella
Lineage: Eukaryota; Metazoa; Arthropoda; Insecta; Lepidoptera; Tortricidae
Product: malate synthase-like
Exons: 8
Coding region: 151-1779 (542 amino acids)
Biological process (GO): glyoxylate cycle
Cellular component (GO): cytoplasm
Molecular function (GO): malate synthase activity
Source: RefSeq, a predicted model, not a curated record